CGACGUCCAGUAUGGCUACUACGCGCAGCAAGACUGCGUCGGGGCCGUCAACGUUGCUUCCCGCGUUCAUUAUUGCCAUUGUUCUGGCAACUGCGACAUCGUACACCACUCUGAGGCAUCUCGGCUACCCCGCCAUCUAUUCGUGCUCAUUGAAGACUUUCAGGUGUGUCGGAGACGGAAACCCGGUGCAAAGGACGUGGCUCUGUGACGGCAUUUGGGACUGCAGGGACGGUUCGGACGAGACGGACUGCCACUCGAACAGGACCUGUCUAGAGAGUGAAUUCCGCUGCGAACGAGACGGGAGAUGCAUUCCGGUCGCCUGGCGCUGCGACGGGUUUCGGGACUGCGCGGACGGAUCGGACGAAUCCGACGAGAUGUGCUAUGAAGGCGCGACUUGCAAGGAGGACGAGAUUCGCUGCGGCCCCUUUAAUUUGGGAAGUAGCGCCUGUCACGCGACACCGAGGUGCGGCGGCAAAUUCGACUGCCGGCAACAACCGGUCAAGUUCGCGGUAUACCGGUUUAUUUCGACUUCGUGUCCGCCCGGGCAGUUCGCUUGUCCAACAACAACCGAGGGCCCGAACGCGUGUUUGCCGAAGGCCUUUCUAUGCGACGGCCAAGCGCAAUGCAUCGACGGGUACGACGAAGUCGACUGCGAAAAGCCCACCUGCGAGGACGGAGAGUUUCGCUGCCUCACGGGAGGGCGUUGCGUUCCCAAGCGGUACAUGUGCGACGGCAAGCGUGACUGCCGAGACGGAUCGGAUGAGACCUGGAAGUUAUGCUUCCUCCACAAGUACUGCCCUCGGGGCCAGCUGCCCUGCUUAUUCCACAACGACAGCGCUACCUGCCUAGACGAAGCCGCAACGUGCGACGAACACUCGGGGUGCGAGAGGACCAUUAUCUGCGGCGAGCUCGCGUUCCAGUGCCGCGGAAGCUUCUUCCGCUGCGCCCACGGCUUGUGCAUACCGAAACGCUGGAGGUGCGACAAUGAGCGCCACUGCUUGGACGGUAGCGACGAGAAGGACUGCGCCACCAGCGACGGCGAAGGACGUCUGGAGAAUUGCGCCGUCAGUGAGUUUGCCUGCUCCUCGGGCACCGCUUGUAUCCCGCUCAGUAUGCGUUGCAACAGCCGACCGGACUGUCCCGAUGAGUCCGACGAACGAGGUUGCCCUUCGGAGAUGUCCAACAUCGUGCGGCCCCACCUACGUUGAGGCACCUCAAAGCUGGUGCCCCUUCGCUACGUUCGUUUUCUAUUUCGUGUGUGUGUGUGGGCCUCAGUUCCACAGGGUCUGUGAGAAAAAUACGUUAGCGGAGUUCAGCGUACUAUCACUACGAUUUCGUCCACCUGAAGAAAACAGUCGACCAGUUUCAAAUCUCCGGUGAUGAACACGUUCGCUGUGCUUUAUUUCGGUUUUCGGCUGUCCUGAAACGCGCAGCGCAUAUC
Messenger RNA from Rhipicephalus sanguineus (brown dog tick), 1441 nucleotides. Its product is annotated as very low-density lipoprotein receptor. NCBI's taxonomy places the organism in Eukaryota, Metazoa, Arthropoda, Arachnida, Ixodida, Ixodidae. Gene Ontology annotation, molecular function: protein binding. The coding region runs from base 12 to 1208 and encodes 398 amino acids. The record is from RefSeq and is a predicted model, not a curated record. The transcript has a single exon.